Procambarus clarkii (red swamp crayfish) is the source of this 2957-nucleotide messenger RNA. The record is from RefSeq and is a predicted model, not a curated record. Lineage: Eukaryota; Metazoa; Arthropoda; Malacostraca; Decapoda; Cambaridae.
AUGAGGAUGAUGACGGUGGGGGGGGGGAGGGAGGGUUAUGAUGAUGAUGGUGAGGAUGGUUAUAGCGAGAGUGGUGAGGAUGAUUAUAGCGAGAGUGGUGAGGAUGAUUAUAGCGAGAGUGGUGAGGGAGAUGAUAGUGUGGAUGAAGAUGAGGCGUUUUGCUUUCUUUGCAGGGAUAUGAAUGAUAAUUGGGGUGAUGAUAGUGAGAGUAAUGAUAAUGAUGAGGCUGAUAAUGAGGAUGCGGGCAACGAUAAUGAGGAUGGUGAUGGUGAAGAGGGCAAACUGCGAAACCUAUGCUUCGCCGAUUCUGAAAUAUGCAACAACGGCCUGGAAUUCGCAUCUUGUGACCCACACAACGAAAAUGUAAAAAGUGCAGAUGUUAGCAUAAGAACAGUAACAGAACUAAGAGGGAAGAUUUACAAGGAUAAGUCAACUGAACUAAAUCUCACAAUCCUAGAGAAGACAAGAACCAGAGGCGACAUGAUCACAUCACAGGAAAAGUUGACCAAGGACAACUUCCUUAAAUUGAGAAAAAAGGCCGGAGCCCCGCCUCACACCGCUGCGCCAAUGAAUAUAGACUCGAGGCAGGCACAUCAGAAGCCAGUCAGCCAAGUGACACCAGAGGCGCGAUCAAAAGGAGCAGGAUUGAAAGAGUUCUCACUUCAGUGUCGACAUAAUGGAAGAGGACGACCAGACAGACAAGAGAGAGACUCCAGAGUGCGGAUUCAACCUUUGGUUAUUAACAUGCUGAGAGUUAAUGAGGUGCUCAAUAACCAGCCAAUUGUUAAUGACGUGCCCAUUAACCAGCCAAUUGUUAAUGACGUGCCCAUUAACCAGCCAAUUGUUAAUGACGUGCCCAUUAACCAGCCAAUUGUUAAUGAUGUGCCCAUUAACCAGCCAAUUGUUAAUGACGUGCCCAUUAACCAGCCAAUAGUUAAUGACGUGCCCAUUAACCAGCCAAUUUCCCGCUCCUGUGCCAGGGCUCUCCCUUCUGCGUCUCGUUCAGACUGGCGACGUUCAGCAGCGCACAAGGAGCCGCUGGAUCUUCGUGCUCUGAGCCAGACCAGCGUGACUCAGGUCAUCUGCAGCGUCCUCUCCCUCAGCACCGAGUGCAAGGACUUCCGUACUGCGUGUUGCUGGCUGCACACCUCUCUCCCGGUGGACCUGCGGACGUCGGUUAUGAAGGAAGUCGCUUCUUUACAAGACCUUCAGGACACAGAGCGCGUCCUGAAGCUUAUCCUGUUCCACCUUCUUGCAGAUGUUGCCCAUAUCUGCCUCGUAGUUAGAGCCAAUACAGGAAGGAAUAUGAACUUGAUACAUAAGUACACCGAGUAUUUACUACAGGAGCUGGAAAGCAUUCCCAGGUUGAGCCUACAGAGUCUACACCUGGAUGGAGUGUGGAUGGAUAGGAACAUCAUCUCGCAAAUUCUUCGACGAUCUCCCAAUAUCCGUUCUAUACAGGUCUCUGGAAAUCUUUGUAGGGGUGUUCUAAAUUUCCUACGGGAAGAGCAUUGUAAACUUCGCUCACUGCACCUAAUCUCCUGCACUGUGAAUGACGAAGAAGUAGUUUCUGCUCUAGUAGGAACUGGCACUGAUUUUUGCACUCUAGGAAACAUCGUAUGUUCCGGAGGCGACGUCACGCAGACCGUUAGUGUGGCACUCGAGUCUUUGAGACAUUUGACUGUCCAGUCGCCCCUGGUGUCUGUGUGCGGGGCCAUGGUGUUGCUUCACUCACUGCGAGAGCUACGCUUCAUCCAGUACAGAGGAUGGAACUCUCCUGUCAGCGACACUCUUCUCCUACUUCAAGAGGUUUGUCCUCGGUUCGCCUCGUUCGCUCUCUCGUCCAUUGAUCUCUACAGGCCAUCGAACAAAACAGUCGAGAACCUGAUGGUUUUGUGUCCAAAAUUACAAGAACUCAUGAUCGAAUACACUGAACCUAACCUUUCCUCUCUCGACUCUCUCUCAGGAGCCCAACAGCUAGCGAGUCUCACCUUAAGAAUAGUCUCAGAGGAACUUAUUGUGUCGGCAGUGAAAGCUGUUGGCAAAAAUCUCUUGAAACUGAAAAUAGAAUUUGAGAACUUUACCUUCCAUCCAAUCUCGAUGGAAACGGUCAGUACCAUCCAAGAGAAGUGUCCUCGCCUCCAGUCUCUAGAGAUGCUGCAUGUCAAUGUAAGGCAAAAUUCAAAUGAUCUUUUGCCUUUAUCAAAGAAAGAUCUCUUCCCAGAACUCGAAACAUUAAUCCUGCAGAGUUCCCUAAUCCAGCCUGCUCUACUGGAACGGCUGAUCCGAGGCAACAAGUAUCUAGAACACCUAGUGCUCGACGUAAACCAGGACGCCCUUACAGACCAGCUACUGCAGCGUCUGUUGAGUGAUAAUGACCUGCAUCUCCUAAAAAUAAUAUUCCUGGGCGCUGGAAGCUUGUCCUCCCGGUCCAUCGCCUCUCUGGUGGCCCUACCAUCCCUGUCCAAGCUAUCCCUCGUCCUCAAACGCUUUCCUUUUAUUUCCAUGUCAACCUUUAGUACUCUCGAGGCCAACCUCGUCAAAGGGAACUAUUAUUGUGUUCUUGAAAACGUCUAUGAAGAUUGACAACGCAACUCUCACUGUAUAUAUUUCAAAUGUCUUAUGUUUAAUUGAGAAUGAAUCUCUGUAUAAGUUUGUGUAAAUGUCUUUGUAAAUUAUUUGUGCUUCUGUUCUGACGAAUAAAGAAAAUAUUUUAUUCAAACAAACACAAAUAUCCAUUUGACUGAAUUACGAUCCAUAAAAAUAUAGAUAUUAUCGAUCGUAAUUUACUCAGAUGCAGGAGAUAUAUAGUCGCAAACCCAUGUCUCUUCUGUCUGUAUUCCCUGAAAAUGUGUUGAAAUACGAAAAGUUCGGAUAGUUAGGCGAGGUUAGAUUUAAUUAAAUUUCUAUGUUAGUUGUAACUCAAAUAGAAACAAAAAUACACAUCGUCCAAGAAA